Ricinus communis (castor bean) is the source of this 1451-nucleotide messenger RNA. RefSeq names its product protein IN CHLOROPLAST ATPASE BIOGENESIS, chloroplastic. The transcript is spliced from 11 exons. The record is from RefSeq and is a predicted model, not a curated record. Bases 92 to 1126 code for a protein of 344 amino acids. NCBI's taxonomy places the organism in Eukaryota, Viridiplantae, Streptophyta, Magnoliopsida, Malpighiales, Euphorbiaceae.
GCAAGACGUUGGGCCUAAUCCUUGACCCAUUUUAUUACGGCAACAGCGUGACCAGUGUCAGUGAGCAGAGUGAGCACCACCGUAAGUGAACAUGAAGCUUGGCGGAGGAAUAAUGAAUGGAACUCCACGCGCCACCACUCUGUUUCUCCGAUACGGCAGACCAACUCUUCACAGCUUCUCUUCUGCCUCAUGUUCUUCAUUUCGUGAGCAUAUAAGUUUUAUAAAAGAAAUAGCUGCAACUGAUCCUCCUAAACAUUUGUCUCAGUUGUUGAGAUUGCUCAGUGCCAGAGGUGAGUCCAUUAUUUCUCCUGGAGUCAGGCAAGGAUUGAUCCCUCUUGUCUUUCCAUUGGCUAAAAAUAGGUCAGGUGCUGUAAUUGCGCUGCUGAGAUGGCCAACAGCACCGGCUGGAAUGGAAUUGCCGGUAGUGGAGGUUCAUAAACAUGGAAUUUGGCUUCUGUCAAAGACUGUAGAUCAAUUUAUCCAUAGAAUCCUUGUUGAGGAAGAUGCCAAAAUGUCAUUGAAAGGAAAUGAUGACCAAUUUAAUGCUGCAGGCAGUGCUGUGGAGAAUCUAUAUAAGAAGGGUGACUUUGCUAAAUCUCAGAUUGCAGAUCUAGAUGUGUAUCUCUUGAAAAAGGUGGGUUUAUUUCCUGAUAUCCUAGAGCGCAUAGCAAUGCGCCACUUUGAGAAAGGAGACCAUGUUUCAGCUUUGGUGACUGGAGAAUAUUAUACAAAGAAGGAGCAUUUUCCAGGAUUUGCUCGACCUUUUGUAUUCAAUGCUGAGGUUUUGCUGAAGAUUGGGCGUAGGCUAGAAGCCAAAGAUGCAGCCAGAGGGGCUCUGAAAUCACCAUGGUGGACUCUUGGUUGCAGGUACCAGCAAGUUGCCCAAAUAGCAGAAUGGGAGGAUGAGCAAAUUGAGUACAUUAAAGAAAGAGUGACAGAUGAAGGAAGACAGGAAGACGUCAACAAGGGGAAGGAUCCUGCUCAGAUUGCACUGGAUGAGGCUGCUUUUCUAUUGGACUUAGCUUCUGUCGAAGGGACAUGGGAUGAUUCUGUGGAGAGAAUUGCUGCUUGCUAUAAGGAGGCUGGACUUCAAGAUGUUGCAAGAUUUGUACAACAUAGAGAUUGAGGAUCUUCAGUGCUGGCUAUAGAUCAGCUCAACGAUUUGCUUGGCGACAGCUCUUUGAGUUAGUUUUUGCUUCUAGAUAUACAAGAAACCAAAUUUUGGAAAAGAUUAAAAGAUUCAAAUCGUUGUGGCCAGUGCCACACUUCUUAGUUUAAUCUGUAGUAACUGCUACCGCUUGCUGUGGCUUAAUGGAGCCAUGCACGAGGAGUCACAUAGGCAUUCUGUUCAGGGAUCUCCCUUGGUAGAUUGAAGAACAUAUUUUGCAAGACAAAUUGUAUAUUAUUGAUUUUGAAAUUGAAUCCAUGCAUUCGAGCAUUCCAUUACAAUA